Capsicum annuum is the source of this 1203-nucleotide messenger RNA. RefSeq names its product protein TILLER ANGLE CONTROL 1. Bases 126 to 953 code for a protein of 275 amino acids. Gene Ontology annotation, biological process: morphogenesis of a branching structure. The transcript has 6 exons. NCBI's taxonomy places the organism in Eukaryota, Viridiplantae, Streptophyta, Magnoliopsida, Solanales, Solanaceae. The record is from RefSeq and is a predicted model, not a curated record.
CUUUAUCCGCAUAUUUUCUUGGCCUAAUGACAUAAGUUAAAUCACUGUGUCACAUACAUUUCCAACUCCAGUCAACUCACAUUCCCACUAGUGCAUUGAACAAAUCACAAGAGAGAAAAAGCCCAAUGAAGAUCUUCAAUUGGGUGCAUCGCAAAUUUCAUCAUAAAGAUGGUAAGAAAGAUAUUGAUGAGCUGAAGAUCAGCAAUGAAAUUAUUGGUUAUGACACACAAAUUCUUCUUCAAGAUGCGUCAUUUGCACACAUGUCAGAUAUUUGGAAUGGAGGAAUUCUCACAAUUGGCACAUUUGGAUUUGAUCCAUUGAAAAAUGUGCAAGAUCAAGAAAGUGACAAAGACAUUGAAUACCUAGAGGAAGAAGAAGAAGAAUACUACUCAGUGGAAAAUGAAAUUCAAGAAUGUGAAAUUCCAUUUACUAAUGAGGGAAAUGAAGAAUUGUACCCUUUAAUAUAUGCAAAUAUUGAAGAUGAAGUGAAUUAUAAUGAGGCCAUCAUUGAGUCUAACAACAACUCAUCUGCUGAUCAGAGCAAUAUGAAAAAAGAAAGAAUAACUCUGGCAGAUUUGUUCUCUGCUGAUUCUGAUCAUCACCCGAAGGCAGAUCGUCCUACAGGCAAAACUACAGAGCCAGAGAUUUUCACUAACAAGCCUAAUUCGUCUCCACAAGUGAAAAAUGGACUUUCUUUUGCCAAAAAGCUCAUUCCACGAGUCAAGGACGAGCCACGCCCCAUCCAAAAGCUACAGAAAUUGAUGACGAAAGUGUUGAAACGGAAGGUUCAUCCAGAUAUUGAAACCAAAUUGAGCAAGAACAGCUGCAGCAGUCAGGUGAAAGCAGCCAGCAUGAUUGGUCUCUCCUGUGUUAAACACGUCAGGGUUGAAUCAUCUGUUUCCCUUCUCCUAACUGAUCAAGGCCCCUUCUCUGAAGAGGCCUCUGAAGAUUGAUAAAGUUCAUGAUGAUAUCACGGCCUAAGCUGACCUACUCCAGUUUAAUUACUUGAUUCCAUUGGCUUGGGGAUGAAAUGAAAUGAAUUAAUUAAUUAUGUUUGUAAAAUUAUUGUUUUAAUUGUUUGUAAGAUUUUCAAUAUUGUGGACAGCUAGAUCAUGUGAUCCUGUUAUGUCAUUGCUUUUGGCCUUUGUGGUGUGUAACAAAAAGGUUUUAAUGGUGUUGAAAUUAGGGUUUGAUUGGUUAUUA